UAUUAAUCUUGAGUUGCGUAAUAACUCUGGUUCCACAGCCCUCUGGCUGGCCCUAACUCAGCUUAACUCCACUAGAGGGGAGAGUGAUCGUUAUGCUGCUCGACUCAUAGAAAGAGGUUCUACGCCAAACGCAAUCGACAGCCUAACAGGGAACAGUCUCCUUCAUCAAGCGGCUUUAGAGUCUAACGAGCGGGCGGCCAUUUUCCUUGUCUGUCACGGAGCUAACGUUGAUCAUGUUAAUCAUCAAGGGGAGAGCCCUAUGCAUGUGGCAGCUGCCAUUGGUCUACAUAAUCUCAUACAAGUUCUACUCCAAUAUGGCGCCGAUCCUAACCUUCAGACAAAUCUAAAAAAGGCUCCGCCUAGCUUUUCAAUACCGGUCAAGGUUGUCCCAGCUCAGACUCCGCCCAUUUCUCAUAAUUCAUCUGAUCUCGUGAGCCCCACCUCAACGCUAGGGGCUCUCUCGGUUCUUAGUAACAUAGCCUCCACUUCACCUUCUCUUGGAGGAGGGAGGGAAACGGAUAGUUUUGCUUCUCAGCAGUUGCUGCAGUUGAAUUCUUUAUCUACAGCUGCUAGUUGUGAUACAUCUCCUGUCAUUGGUCGGGCUGCAGCUUCUGCUGUUAAUAGUAACCCGUUUGGUGAUGACAGUGAUGAGGAGACUGGCCCGCCCACAAGAACACACGGAUAUGGUUUUGUACCAUCUGGCCAUAAUUCACCUCGCAUGUCACCGGUGCCCCCAGCUAGACAAGCCCCGCCCCCAGCCCCUCCCACUGAUCCUGGUACGGAAUUUAUUGAGGAACCCGAACCGUUUGACAUUAAUGUGGACCCUGGACAAAGAACGGCACUACACCUUGCCAUAGCACAUAAACAUCAUGAAGUGGUUAAAGUGAUGCUUCAAUAUAAAGAAUCAGGUAGCACCAGUGGUAAACUUGAGAUAUCUCUAAACGUUGGUCUAAAAGACGGUGGUGAUGAGACCCCACUGAGUCUCUCGCUGUGGACGAACCAGCUGGAGGUAGCACUCAACUUGUUAGAUGCUGGAGCAGACAUAGAGUGUCAGAGAAGAUCGGAUAACAUGACAUUAUUAUACCAGGCCAUAGUGAGGGAGCAACCAUCUGCUUCGUU
This is a messenger RNA of Amphimedon queenslandica, 1119 nucleotides long. RefSeq names its product ankyrin repeat domain-containing protein 50-like. Gene Ontology annotation, cellular component: cytosol. The transcript has 3 exons. Lineage: Eukaryota; Metazoa; Porifera; Demospongiae; Haplosclerida; Niphatidae. The record is from RefSeq and is a predicted model, not a curated record. Gene Ontology annotation, molecular function: NF-kappaB binding. The annotation marks the transcript as partial. Gene Ontology annotation, biological process: cellular response to tumor necrosis factor.